GCAACUGCGGCAGCGUCUCUCUUACUUAUCCCUGGAGUCCUUUCCGAAAGCCUCUACCCACGCUCCUCAGAAGUUCUCCAACUCGACUCAAGAUCCUACGACAGCUUGAUCGCUCGAUCCAACCACACAAGCAUCGUCGAAUUCUACGCUCCAUGGUGUGGACACUGCAAAAACCUCCAACCGGCCUACGAAAAGGCCGCAAAAUCCCUCAAAGGUCUAGCCAAAGUUGCUGCAGUGAACUGCGAUGAGGAGAGCAACAAAAAUUUCUGCGGCUCGAUGGGUGUGCAGGGCUUUCCAACAUUGAAGAUCGUCCGUCCUGGCAAGAAACCCGGUCGACCUGCAGUUGAGGAUUAUCAGGGGCCACGAACGGCAAAGGGAAUCGUCGAGGCCGUCUCUGACAAAAUCCCGAAUCACGUCAAGCGGCUGAAGGACUCGGACUACGCGUCAUGGGCCGCUGGGAGUGCUUCGCCGAAGGCGAUCCUAUUUUCCGACAAAGGCACCGUCAGCACUCUCCUGAAAGCGAUUGCGAUCGACUUCCUGGGUGGAAUUGAGCUGGCGCAGAUCCGCGACAAAGAAAAAGACGCCGUAGGUGCUUUCGGCGUGACGAAAUUUCCAACCUUGGUCCUACUACCCGGCGAAGGAAAAGAUCCCAUCAUAUACAACGGCGACAUCAAGAAGCCUGCCAUUGUCGAAUUCUUGUCUCAAGUGACUGCCCCCAACCCUGAUGCUGCGCCGAAGAAGGCCUCCUCAAAGGCGCAGAAACCCGCGGACAAGAAGAAAGCCUCGAAAUCCUCCUCCAAAUUCGCCGCUUCCUCCGCCUCCCAAGCCUCGGCUGAAAAGCCCACCCAAACCUCCGAGACCCUCGUUGAAGACAACGCACCCCCGGCAGGCUCUCCCGACCCCAAAGUCUCCAGCGAGAGACCCAUCGACCUUCCCGUCGCGACCAGCGCACCGCUCAUCUCCGCCCUCGUUUCCGGCCCCGAAUUCCAACAAUCCUGCCUCUCCACCCUCUCCGGGACCUGCAUCCUCGCGCUCCUCCCACAAGACUCCGCCAUCACCGAAUCCUCCGAUCCCGACAGCGAUACCACCCUCGCCGUGCGCGCCCUGAGCACAAUCCAACAGAAACUCUCCGCGGGCGGGAAACGCACCGUCUUCCCUUUCUACCAAAUCCCAUCCACGAACCCGGCCGUCGCACCUCUCCGCAAGGAACUAGGCCUCAAGGAUGAACAUCUCGGCCUCGUCGCCAUCAACGGGAAGAAGGGUUGGCGACGGGAUUACGGCGGUGUUCACCCUGCUUUUGGACUUACGGCAUUAGAGAGCUGGAUCGAUGAUCUGCGCAUGGGCGACCUGCCGAAAGUCAAAUUGAGCGAGGGAUUGCUCGUUGAG
Messenger RNA from Dissoconium aciculare CBS 342.82, 1386 nucleotides. Its product is annotated as thioredoxin-domain-containing protein. The transcript has a single exon. Gene Ontology annotation, biological process: response to endoplasmic reticulum stress. Gene Ontology annotation, molecular function: protein disulfide isomerase activity; protein-disulfide reductase activity. Gene Ontology annotation, cellular component: endoplasmic reticulum lumen. NCBI's taxonomy places the organism in Eukaryota, Fungi, Ascomycota, Dothideomycetes, Mycosphaerellales, Dissoconiaceae. The record is from RefSeq and is a predicted model, not a curated record. The annotation marks the transcript as partial.